AUGGCCUUGGCAUCCACAAGUUUCCAUGGAGCCAAAUCCAUUGCACCACCAGUCACGGCGGCGGGAGCCACCGCUCUACGGCUGCCGGCCGACCGUUUUGCUCUAAGGUCGUCCUUCUUUUCACCAUCCAUCCGCCAGCUGAUGCCGCCGCCGUCUCAAGUCUUAAGUGUUCCGGCGACUGCCCCCAAAUUUUCCAUGCGACUGGCUUCCAAGCAAGCCUACAUUUGCCGUGAUUGUGGGUAUAUCUACAACGAUAGAACCCCAUUUGAGAAGGUGCCUGAUAAGUACUUCUGUCCUGUUUGUGGUGCCCCAAAGAGGAGGUUUAGGCCAUAUCAGCCAGCAGUGACCAAAGAUGCCAAUAGCACAGAGGUUAGAAAAGCCAGGAAAGCACAGAUUAAGAGAGAUGAAUCUAUUGGGCAAGCAUUGCCCUUUGCAGUGGCACUUGGAGCUGCAGCUUUGGCUGCUUUAUAUUUCUACCUCAACAGUACCUACUAA
This is a messenger RNA of Striga hermonthica, 495 nucleotides long. Lineage: Eukaryota; Viridiplantae; Streptophyta; Magnoliopsida; Lamiales; Orobanchaceae. The record is from the annotation of a GenBank genome assembly.